This is a messenger RNA of Xiphias gladius (swordfish), 2004 nucleotides long. RefSeq names its product syntaxin binding protein 1a (gene stxbp1a). The record is from RefSeq and is a predicted model, not a curated record. Lineage: Eukaryota; Metazoa; Chordata; Actinopteri; Istiophoriformes; Xiphiidae. Gene Ontology annotation, molecular function: syntaxin binding. Gene Ontology annotation, cellular component: secretory granule; plasma membrane. Gene Ontology annotation, biological process: vesicle-mediated transport; neurotransmitter secretion; intracellular protein transport. The transcript is spliced from 20 exons. The coding region runs from base 48 to 1859 and encodes 603 amino acids.
AGGGAGGAAGCAGAGGGCGAUCACUCGGUCCAGCACUCAGCAGCAUCAUGGCACCUAUCGGAUUAAAGGCGGUGGUCGGCGAAAAGAUUAUGAAUGAUGUAAUCAAGAAGGUGAAGAAGAAGGGAGAAUGGAAGGCUCUGAUUGUUGACCAGCUGAGCAUGAGGAUGUUGUCGUCCUGCUGCAAGAUGACAGACAUCAUGACAGAGGGCAUCACCAUUGUGGAGGACAUCAACAAGCGACGAGAGCCUCUUCCCAGCCUGGAGGCCAUUUACCUGAUUACACCCACAGAAAAGUCUGUCCACACCCUCAUCACAGACUUCAAAGACCCUCAUUCAGCUAAAUACAAGGCAGCCCAUGUUUUCUUCACUGACUCCUGCCCUGAUCCUCUGUUCAACGAGCUGGUGAAGAGCCGCGCUUCCAAAACCAUAAAGACUCUGACGGAGAUCAACAUUGCAUUCUUACCCUACGAGUCUCAGGUGUACUCUCUGGACAAUCCAGAUGCCUUCCACAGUUUCUACAGCCCCCAUAAGACCCAGCUGAAGAACCCGGUGAUGGAGAGGCUGGCUGAGCAGCUGGCCACGCUCUGUGCCACCCUGAAGGAGUACCCUGCUGUCAGAUACCGAGGGGAGUACAAGGACAACGCCACCCUGGCCCAGCUGGUUCAAGACAAACUGGACGCCUACAAGGCUGAUGACCCCACCAUGGGGGAGGGUCCAGAUAAGGCUCGCUCACAGCUGAUCAUCCUGGACAGGGCGUUUGACCCUGUCUCACCUGUCCUGCAUGAGCUCACCUUCCAGGCCAUGGGCUACGACCUGCUGCCCAUCGAAAACGACGUCUACAAGUAUGAGACCAGCGGCAUCGGAGACUCUCGCGAGAAAGAGGUACUGCUGCAUGAAGACGAUGACCUGUGGGUGAGCCUGAGACACAAACACAUAGCUGAGGUGUCCCAGGAAGUGACACGCCAGCUGAAGGAGUUUUCUUCCAGCAAGAGGAUGAACACUGGAGAGAAGACUACAAUGAGGGAUCUGUCCCAGAUGCUGAAGAAGAUGCCUCAGUACCAGAAGGAGCUCAGCAAGUACUCCACUCACUUGCAGCUGGCUGAGGACUGUAUGAAGCAUUACCAGGGAACAGUGGACAAGCUGUGCCGUGUGGAACAGGAUUUGGCUAUGGGAACAGACGCGGAGGGAGAGAAGAUCAAAGACCCCAUGAGGGCCAUUGUGCCCAUCCUGCUGGACGCCAACGUCAGCACAUAUGACAAGAUCCGCAUCAUCCUGCUCUACAUUUUCCUCAAGAAUGGCAUUACGGAGGAGAAUCUGAACAAGCUGAUCCAGCACGCUCAGAUCCCCCCUGAGGACAGUGAGAUCAUCACCAACAUGGCUCACCUGGGCGUUCCCAUCAUCACAGACUCCACCCUCCGUCGAGGAAAGAAGCUGGACAGGAAGGAGCGUGUGAGCGAGCAGACCUACCAGCUGUCCCGCUGGACACCACUGGUCAAGGACAUCAUGGAGGAUGCUAUUGAUGAUAAACUGGACACCAAGCACUACCCCUACAUCUCCACCCGCUCCUCUGCCUCUUUCAGCACCACUGCAGUCAGUGCUCGGUACGGCCACUGGCACAAGAAUAAGACACCUGGAGAGUACCGCACCGGUCCACGUGUCAUGGUCUUCAUCAUUGGCGGCGUGUCCUUCAGUGAGAUGCGCUGCGCCUACGAGGUCACACAGGCCAAUGGGAAAUGGGAAGCCAUCAUUGGUUCCACCCACACGCUCACCCCCACCAAAUUCUUAUCGGACCUGCAGCACCCCGACUUCCGAGAAUCCACUAGGGUGUCCUUUGAGGACGCAGACGCCUCAGCCGAGUGAGGCAGAGACAGAUUGGGAGGGAGGGAGAGAGAAAUCACACUGAAAAAAGAUCGACCCACAUCUUCACCCCCACCAGCCUGCUGGAGCAGCUCAAGGCAAUGAACAAACCAGACGAGGAAGUGACAAGCUAAAAUCCUCCAAUCAC